GCAAUCAGACCAGAAAGUAUUCAGUUGCCAACUUUAGCACAACAAACAUGUACGCCAAGUUGAUCAUCGCUCUGUGCGCCGUGGGCGCGGCGUGCGCCGGCAACCUGCACGGAGGAGCCGUGGCCUACAGCAGCCACGUGGUCUCCCCCGCCGUGUCCUCCGUGUCCUCCUACUCGACACACACCGCCCACGCCGCCCCAGUGGCCUACGCCGCCGCCCCAGUGGCCUACGCUGCCGCCCCAGUUGUGGCUAAGACUUACGCUGCCGCCCCUGUGGCCCACUACGCCGCCCCCGUCGCCACCUACGCUGCCGCCCCCGUCGUGACCAAGACCAUCACCCCCGCUGUCUCCUCCGUGUCCUCCUACUCGACCCACACCUCCCACGGAUCUCCCGUCGCGACCUACGCCGCCGCCCCCAUCGUAGCCAAGACCUACGCCGCCGCCCCCGUGGCGACCUACGCCGCUGCUCCCGCCUACAGCUACGCCGCCGCCCCCGUGGCCUACGCCGCCGCCCCCGUCGUGGCUAAGACCUACGCCGCUGCUCCCGUGGCUCACUACGCCGCCGCCCCCGUCGCCACCUACGCCGCCGCCCCCGUCGUGACCAAGACCAUCACCCCCGCCGUGUCUUCAGUCUCUUCCUACUCCUCUCACACUUCCCACGGCUCUCCCGUAGCCUACGCCGCCGCCCCCAUCGUGGCUAAGACUUACGCCGCCGCCCCCGCCUACAGCUACGCCGCCCCCGCCUAUGGCUACGCCGCCCAGGCUCACGGCUACGCCGCCCCCGCCUACGGUUACUCUGCCGGCUACGCCGCGGCCGCCCCCGUCCUGAAAUCAGCUGUCGCGUACAACCACGGUUGGUAAACUGAAUGAAAACGAAAAUUGUAAAUAUAAAAUAAUAAAAAUGAAAACGUACGAAAUCUA
Plutella xylostella (diamondback moth) is the source of this 920-nucleotide messenger RNA. RefSeq lists its product as uncharacterized. NCBI's taxonomy places the organism in Eukaryota, Metazoa, Arthropoda, Insecta, Lepidoptera, Plutellidae. The record is from RefSeq and is a predicted model, not a curated record.